Molecule: messenger RNA, 3369 nt
Organism: Harpia harpyja (harpy eagle)
Lineage: Eukaryota; Metazoa; Chordata; Aves; Accipitriformes; Accipitridae
Product: adenylate cyclase type 10-like
Exons: 23
Coding region: 241-3369 (1042 amino acids)
Biological process (GO): cyclic nucleotide biosynthetic process; intracellular signal transduction
Cellular component (GO): cytoplasm
Molecular function (GO): adenylate cyclase activity
Source: RefSeq, a predicted model, not a curated record
GCCAGGGCAGCUGCUCCUCAGCCAGCCGGGACACUGGGCCUGCGGAGAGACGGCCUGCAAGAGGGGCCAUUUCACCUGGAGCUGUUCUCUCAGCAGCGCAAGAUGCAGUUAUCUGCUACCCGCUCCACGAUUAGAACUGUUUCUUCGUCAUGGCAUGUGGACUGGACAGAUGCCACGUCCCUGUUAGUCUGGGAGGACUUCAGGGAAACAAGGAGGUUGCAGCAUGCACCCAGUUAGGUGAUGGGGAUCUUCUUGCACUGGUCUUUUCUUUCUGGAGCGCAUCCUGAUAUCCUUUGUCAUCCAGAGCUUUCCCCUCUGUUGCUAAGAAGAGUGAUGGUCGUGAUGAGGACUAAAUCCGGUUUCACUGCUUUGACAGAGAAAUUCAUCCAGAGGAGCGGCCCAGACAGAGGCACUGAUGAGCUGGCGCAAACCCUCAAUGACUACCUGUGUGACAUUUUGGAGGAGAUGCUGAUUUUUGGAGGAGACAUCUUUAAGUUUGCUGGGGAUGCUGUGCUGGUGCUGUGGAGAGCACCACCCCGGGAGCUGGCUAAGACCAUCAGCCUGGUGCUGCAAUGUAGCCGGCAGAUCCAGAGGAAGUAUGGGAAUCGUGACACGCACGUGGGUCAGAAGGUCCGACUGAAGAUAGGGAUCUCUGCAGGGCCCAUGGACCUCCUGCUAGUCGGAGACAGGAGGCGGCAGUACUUCUUGAUCUGUGGCCAGGCCCUGGAUGAAGUUCGUGAGGCCGAAGAGCUUGCGAACGCAGGUGAAGUAAUCCUCUCGGCCACCUCCUGGGAGCUCUGUGAGCAGCACCGGCUCAGGACCAGGCGCCCUGCAGGCAAAAGAGCUGUGAAGGUUACAGGCAUGGAUCGGAUGUCUUGGUCAGAAUGCCAAGACGCUUUACGCAAGCUUGUGCAACACCCAAGGAGCCGCCGCUUGGAAGGGGAAGGUGCCAUGAGGCCCGCUCUUCCCCUGCCCAGCGGCCCUAAUGCGCACGACAUGCUUAGCAAGUACAUAUCAGAAGCUGCUCUCAGGAAGCUUGAUGACAGAGUGCCGCUGGAACUCUUCUCUGAGCUACGGCCAGUCACCAGCCUCUUCGUCCAACUGCAGUUGACUGCAGGUAUCAACACAGUGGCCAUCCACACCGCCGUCCACGAUGCCAGCAGGAUGAUGCUGGAAAUCCUCUGUCCUCACAAAGGCGAAAUCAACAAAAUCGUCCUGUUUGAUAAAGGCUGCGUGUUCCUCUGUGUGUUUGGCCUCGGCGGAGAAAAGCUGCCCUACGAGAGCAUUCACGCCUUGCAGAGUGCUAGUCAGAUCUUCAAUUCCUGCUCCAUGAUGCUCAUGGAAACAGAGGCGGUGUCUGUUGCAGUUACCAGUGGGACGGUGUUCUGCGGAGUCACCGGCCACCCUCUGAGGCAUGAAUACACAGUCAUUGGCCAGAAGGUGAAUUUGGCAGCCCGGAUGAUGGUGCACUACCCUGGGCUGGUGUCCUGUGAUGCAGUGACCUACGCCUCCUCUCGGCUGCCCCCUUACUACUUCAAGGAGCUGCCGGAGAGAAAGAUGAAAGGCCUCAGUCAUCCUGGCACUGUCUAUCAAUAUGUGGGGAUCACCAAGAAGAGCAUAUUUGGCAUGGGUCUUGCCAAGAAGAGGUCAGAGUACGCCCCCUUACUGGGUCGGGAGAAGGAGAUUGACCUCUUUGGCAGCUGCUUGAAAGCCUACGAGGACUUAGGACAAAGGCACAUCCUGGCAUUUGAGGGACGAUGGGCUCCGGAAAGAGCCACUUACUUACCGAACUGGCCUAUUUCGGCCAGGCUGCUGGCCACAGCCUCUCGAGAAAGCCUCCUGGAGACACUCCCUAGGAGCACCUGCAUGCUCUGCUCCCGCCUCUACAUCUCUGGGGAGCUGGAGGGCAUCUGCACCCCUUUUGUCUUAGAAGGCUUGGGCUGUUGGGGAUCUCAGUCCCCUUUGCUUUUGCACGGCAGGGUAGUUGCCAUGGAACUGCUAGAGGUCAACAUGAAGCAGUCCUUCUGUGCCAUCCGUACGCUGAUGGCCAGGGCCCUGGGCCUCCAGGACUGUGAACAGUGCGGUGCCAGGCAGCGCACGCUGCAGACAGAGCUCCGAGGGACAAUUGAAGAGAGCAGCUUUUGCCUCCUCAAUGACAUUUUCCUUGUCGAGUUUCCCGUUUCGGACAAGGUUUGCGAGAUGCGUGGAAUUGAAAGAAAAAAGGAGUUGCACUCGACUUGGGCAAAAGUGCUAGAGAAGACCAUUGGAGGAGAAUUUGGCAUAUUCGUCAUUGACAAUGCCCAUUUCAUCGACCCUGCCUCCUGGAGUAUCAUGUCACCCGUGCUCCGAAAUGUCUCCUACUUCAUGGUCAUGAGCUUAGCGCCGGGCUACGCAAGAACAGAGGGCUUUUGCAAAGCUGCAGCAGACAACACAACGUCCCAGAAAAUCACCUAUCUUCGUCUGGAUGAGCUGAAACCUUCAGCUGUGGUGCAGACAGUCUGCCAGAACCUUAGAGUGGACAGCACAGAUCUAGCGAGGUUCCUGAUCCAAAGAAGCUCGGGGAUCCCGUAUUACUGCAAGGAGCUGCUGGGCUGCCUUCUUUGCAACGACAUGCUCUUGCUCCGCACCCGGAGGCGGGCUGAAAAAGCAGAGGACAACUGGGAGAGCCUGAUCAUUGAGGCUUCACCCCUCGCAGCAACCUCGAGCUCCAGCGCGGGGAAUGAUGGCAGGGUCUGCAUCAUCAGGCCAGACGUGAACCCGGAGAACACGGUGCUGCCCACCACCUUGAAAGAGAUUGCGCUGGCCCAGCUGGACCGGAUAAAGCCACUGAAGCAGACGGUUUUGAAGUUUGCAGCUGUCAUCGGGCCAGUGUUUACCACCCAGCUGCUGUCGCACAUCCUUCCUGAUGGCAUGAGGCACAAGAUGAAUUGCUUGUUGGACAUGCUGGUGAGCGACAACAUCCUUAAGUGGCUGAAAACCACAGAGGUGCCAGAAGAUGUCCGAGAUCCUACCAAGGGGCCAGGCACCUCUCGGCAGGCAGGGAGUGGUGUGGAGAGACCCUCUCCGAGCAAGAAGACCACGGAGCGGCAGUCUGGCGUGCUGGUCUUCUGUGUCCCACUGCCGCGGGAGGCUGCCUACGAGCUGUGGCCCGAGAGACAGCGGGUCGCCUUGCACCGCAAGUGCGCCGCCUUCCUGGAGCGGCACGCGCACAAAUGCAAGAGCUGCGGCCAAGGGGACUUUGUUGCCUUCCACCGCUUCACCGUCACCAGAACCUGGGAGGGAGGGAGCAGUCAGGGCCCUGCUGAGCAGGGUGACCCUCACAGCUGGGAGGCCUUGGUGCUCGCAGGAGAACAGCUGACCAUUUGCUAG